CUAAUGCCCUAUAUUCCAGAAAUAGGAGAAUAAGCAGCACCCUUUCCGAGAGAAGGGUUUAGAUCCAAGGUUAAUCUCCAAUCAAGGAAGAAAAGAUCCAGAGUUCAAAUCCACCCAGGGUUACAGUGGUACAGAAGUAAAUGGCUGAGGCUGGAAGCAACAUGGACACGUCAAGCAGUGUGACAUCUGUCAACACAGAAGAGGAUAUAGAAGAACGUCCUGCCGUUUCAAACUGUCGAGAGGCCUACCUGAGGCUCAUAGAUGAUCACAUGAGUAUGGACACACUCGGAAAUUUUGAACAUCGUCUGGAACUGCUCAGAAAAAGUUCUUUUUUCAUUGAUAUCGUGCCCAAAAAAAUAUUGUUUGGUCUACAAUAUGUGCAAAACAUUAGCACAAUGCUUCUAUUAGACCCUGCGAGAUUCAAACAAAUGAAAGAAAUUGGUAGAGAACAGACAGUGAUGCAGCUGUUUCUUCUGGAGAAAUAUUUGGAAGAGCUGAAGAGAAGCAGAGCAGAACUGGUGGAGAUGGUCCCGUCAAACGAUCGAGAGUUCUCUCUGACAAAACAGGGGACCCUCGAUCAAAAUGUGUCGGGGCUGAAGGACUUGGUAGACAAUUUUAAGUACAUGUUAGUGUCUGGGCCACUCUACAUUAAAAACAAACUCAUAUCACCAACUACAUUCCACCACCUUCCCUCCUUAAGGAUGUUCUUGAAUACUAAAGGACCAGUGAUGUUUGAUCGGUCUGAGUCAAUGGCUUUUGACAAUUGGACUUUUCUGAGUUGGCAUGUUUCCGGGCAUCGUCUGCUGACAGACAGUUUUGAAGUGCACUUUCAACAGCUAAACCUACAAUCAAAUGAGGAGGCACACAGUGGUGUACAUACUGUGGAGGGCAACACGUUACAUAUCGACAAUCUCCUGCCAGAAAAGACGUACCAGUUUUCCAUAAGGAGGACCAAGACAUGCAACCAAGUGUACGAUGAGUGGUGCGACAUCAUUACACUGAUUACAAGGGAAAUCUGAGCACCUCCUGCUCCAAAAUGCAUUAGAUGCCUACAAAACACAAGGUGACUCCAAGAACAAUGAAUAAAAGUAAA
This is a messenger RNA of Rana temporaria (common frog), 1093 nucleotides long. RefSeq names its product fibronectin type III domain containing 11 (gene FNDC11). The record is from RefSeq and is a predicted model, not a curated record. NCBI's taxonomy places the organism in Eukaryota, Metazoa, Chordata, Amphibia, Anura, Ranidae. The transcript is spliced from 2 exons. The coding region runs from base 141 to 1019 and encodes 292 amino acids.